Cottoperca gobio is the source of this 2992-nucleotide messenger RNA. RefSeq names its product ubiquitin-conjugating enzyme E2 R1-like. The transcript is spliced from 5 exons. NCBI's taxonomy places the organism in Eukaryota, Metazoa, Chordata, Actinopteri, Perciformes, Bovichtidae. The record is from RefSeq and is a predicted model, not a curated record. The coding region runs from base 652 to 1341 and encodes 229 amino acids.
UAGAAGUCAUGUUCACAGAUGAAGCAUGGACUGCAAAUCCCAGACAACACAAGGCGCCAUUGCCUGUGUUGAGGGUAGAGGAGACUCCUUUCAGCAACAUUCUUCUUUACCCAGUCUUCUGUUAGGGCGAUAUCAACUACAUUUCUGACUAUUGUCGUUAAAACUUGCGUUUGCUAUCAUUUCAGAUAAAUAGUAGUUUUGUCUUUUCUAAUUGGGCUCUCAUAGGGAGUUGGAAACUACUCGCGUACUCGGUAAACAAGAUUUCCGUUGGUCUGUAAGGUAGAGCUUGUUAGCUAGUUUACAUUAGCCAGCAGCUACCCGUAGAUUUACGGCUUAUAACGGUGGCUGCCCUGUCAGGUAGAUCAACUAAAGACGCGCUGGUCCGCCACAAUGGUGUGGUCAGUUCAUCAAUUUCAGAGUGUUGACAUUAGUGAAUAAUUAAUCUGAUUUGGGGACAAAUCAACGCAACCUUUUUGUUCGUCUUGUGCGCAACUCGGCUGGUUUGGCCUGUUUCAUUGUCUGCGAACAUCGAAAACAGACAAGUGUUUUUGUCAGUAGGUUGUUUGGCUAGUGAGGCUAGCCGUGUUCGUGUAAACAAAACCGUCAGCUGUCGACUCCAGGUAAUAUUACAACAGAACUACCUAUUCCAGUAUGGCACAUCACGAGCACUCUCAUGUAGCCAGUUCACAGAAAGCACUCAUGUUGGAGAUGAAGAGCCUUCAGGAGGAGCCUGUCGAGGGAUUCAAAAUAACACUGGUGGACGAGGCUGAUAUGUACAACUGGGAAGUGGCCAUUUUCGGACCCCCAAACACUCAUUAUGAAGGGGGCUAUUUUAAGGCUCGGAUCAAGUUCCCCAUCGACUACCCGUACUCCCCACCUGCCUUCCGGUUCCUUACCAAGAUGUGGCACCCCAACAUCUAUGAGAAUGGAGAUGUGUGUAUUUCUAUUUUGCACCCUCCAGUGGACGACCCACAGAGCGGAGAGCUGCCUUCAGAGAGGUGGAAUCCCACCCAGAAUGUCCGGACCAUUCUGCUGAGUGUGAUCUCUCUGCUGAAUGAACCCAACACCUUCUCUCCCGCCAAUGUGGACGCCUCCGUCAUGUACCGCAAAUGGAGGGACAGCAAGGGCAAGGACCGGGAAUAUGUAGAGAUCAUCAGGAAACAGGUAUUGGCCACCAAGGCAGAAGCUGAGCGCGACGGCGUGAAGGUGCCCACCACACUGGCGGAGUACUGCGUCCGCACACGCGCCCCGGCUCCCGACGAAGGCUCCGACCUCUUCUAUGACUAUUACUACGACGACGACGAUGUUGACGGGCGAGGACGGCGACUGCUGCUACGAUGAAGAUGACUCGGGCAACGAGGAGUCGUGACAAGAUUUUUUGCCCGCAUCCUCAUUCUAGCUGACGUACGCUACCCGUUUUUUCUGUCUGGGUUGCCAGAAAGUCUUGGUCAACAUGCAACCAAGAAAGGUUUAAAGCUUCCCACUUCUAAACCAAUGAAAAGAGCAGUUUUUUCUUGAGCCUCUUAUUUUCAGAGGCGAUAAUCGAUGCACCGUUGUGGAAAGGUCAGACCUGGUCAAAUUUGCACCAGCACAAAAGUCACCAGUUUCUUCACACAUUAUUAAUUUUCAUUAUCACCUAAAACCUUACUUUGAGAGAAUAUUACUUAAUUCUAUUGAGUUGUUCAGUCCCCUGUAUGGUAUAUAGUAUUGUGGGGUUAAUACCACUUUUUAACAAUAGCAACAUUUGCACUUGUGCAACUGCAAACACUUCCAAACUGUUCUCAGCCUCUCUCGCAUAUCUUUAUUUCCCUAAUUGUAACUGGCUGUUGCUCAGCAGUAGUUGGUCUCAGUGACUGACAGAAAAUUGAGGACUUCAAUCAGCCUGUUUGUAACGAAUGAUCUACUAGAAAUCCAUUAAAUUUCACAAUCUGUCUUCUUCGAUACGACGGGAUGUCACGGGACAAUGUUUUCAAAGUUCUUGUGCAUGCCGGAAUAUCAUCGGAAGCUUUUUGUCCCUUUUACAGACGGUCUGUUUACCUACGUCACGAUCCAUUUUCAGCUCGGGGAGAAGAAAUAGUUGUGCUGACUGAGAUCCCAGAGAACUUUGCAUCUGGAGGACCGGCUUGCAAGCUGCGUCAGUGCGUCAAAUCCUCAUGUGAACAGUUUUGGUAACAAGAAAUUGAUCUUUUGCUGUGUUUCUUCUGGUUACUGUGGGAUGUGUUUCUGUGUCAUUUUGAGUGUGGGGUUAUGUUAUUUGAAGUAGCUCAGAUUUAAGAGUUGUGUAAGUUUUUCAGGGUCGGCAGAACUAAUUACUGAUCAGAAUUGUAUUUUCUCUUCAGGUUUGCUCUCUGAGAGGCCUGACAGAGCCAAAGACGUAAAGCAGUGUAAAAGAAAACCCAAAACAUUUUCUGACUGUUUGUAUUCUUGUCUUUGCUCUCACGCAGACUUUGUUAUUUUAGUCUCUUUCUUUGGUUAGACAUUAUGCCUGCAAUAUUUUGCUUCAGAAUGAUUUAUGUGAUAAGAUUAUUAGGUUUGAUUGAUCUUUAGGAAAAGUGUCUGUCAAAAGGUGUUGUUGCAGUUUGUCAGGAUUAUCAAAGUUUUUCAGCCCCGGAAGUGAAAGACGACAAGGCCGCCAUGUUUUAUUUUCAUUUCUAUCUCAGUGUCAGCGGAGAGUAGAAGAGUUUUGAUAUCAUUUUUAGAGUGCAUGGGUCUUCUCUGUAUUUUUGCAUCAGCAAUAUUGAUUGUUUAAUUUACUCAAAUUAGGAUUUAAUACUGAAUUUCUCAGGAUAAUGAAUUACAAAUGAAAAAAGAAUUAAGACAAGCAACUAUUUUCCUCUUUUAGGUGGUCUUCAGAGUUGGUUCACAGCUUCAGCAUAACUGAUAUGCACAUGUAGCUGUAUAGAUGAUCGCCGUAUUGUUUUAUUCACCUGUGUUUUAUUUUUUAUUUUUGGCUAUUUAAAACUGAAAAAUAAAGAUUUAUUGGGAAAAACAU